Messenger RNA from Aspergillus nidulans FGSC A4, 192 nucleotides. RefSeq lists its product as uncharacterized. The coding region runs from base 1 to 192 and encodes 63 amino acids. NCBI's taxonomy places the organism in Eukaryota, Fungi, Ascomycota, Eurotiomycetes, Eurotiales, Aspergillaceae. The record is from RefSeq and is a predicted model, not a curated record. The transcript is spliced from 3 exons.
AUGCAAGUUACUAAGCCGGAAGUUGCAGUAUCGAGGCGUACGGGAUCGACGUGCGAAGGGAAAAUGCGGCUGCGGCACACUGAGGAAUGGGCACGGCUCUCCGCUGGGGCCCGUAGUCUCAAGAGGAAACGCCGACAACAGCAAAGGGAGAAAAGGAAUACCGAAUACUACACAGAGACAGAGCCCGCUUAG